Molecule: messenger RNA, 1131 nt
Organism: Daucus carota subsp. sativus
Lineage: Eukaryota; Viridiplantae; Streptophyta; Magnoliopsida; Apiales; Apiaceae
Product: bidirectional sugar transporter SWEET4
Exons: 5
Coding region: 135-899 (254 amino acids)
Biological process (GO): carbohydrate transport
Cellular component (GO): membrane
Molecular function (GO): sugar transmembrane transporter activity
Source: RefSeq, a predicted model, not a curated record
UUCUCCCAUAUAACAACCUCACUUUCUCUCUUAUUCCACCUAGCUCCUUUGCUAAUUACUCUACUCACCCUUCAUUUUAAUUUCUCAUAUACAUAAGUUUUUGUUCAUAUCUUGUGCAUAACCUCUAGCUAGCCAUGGUCUCCGCGGAUGCUGCUCGGACUGUUGUUGGAAUCAUAGGAAAUAUUAUUGCACUCAUCUUGUUCCUGUCCCCAGUGCCAACAUUCACUAUAAUAUGGAAGAAGAAGUCUGUGGAACAAUUCUCACCAGUGCCCUAUCUGGCCACUCUCUUCAACUGUGGCAUGUGGAUUCUGUAUGGUCUUCCAUGGUUUCAUCCCCACAGCUUCUUGGUCCUCACGAUUAACGGCUCCGGAUUCGUGAUCGAGCUCGUCUACUUGAUGAUUUUUCUGAUUUACUCCGAUAAAAAGAAGAGGAAGAAUGUUAUGCUCAUAGCAUUAGCUGAACUCGCUUUUGUCGGAGUUGUGGCACUUAUGGUUCUCACCUUAGUUGAUAGCAUGAAGCUCCGGACGACAAUCAUAGGAAGCAUAUGCAUGGUUGGUUGCUUUCUCAUGUACGCCUCACCAUUAGCUGUCAUGAAACUGGUGAUUACAACAAAGAGUGUGGAGUAUAUGCCAUUUUUCCUCUCCCUAUUUUCUUUUCUCAAUGGGGUUGCUUGGACUGCUUAUGCACUCAUCAAAUUCGAUCCUUAUAUCGCUGCACCUAAUGGGCUGGGCGCACUGCUUGGAGUGGCCCAAUUGAUCCUGUAUGCCACCUUUUACAAGUCAACAAAACAGCAAAUGGCUGCAAAACAGAGCAAAGUUGAGUUGGGUUUAUCAGACCAAUAUAUAGCACCUGUGUCUUCAACUGAUCCCAAGAAGCUUCAGAAUGGUGCUCAUGUCUGAUCUGUGUGGACUCAGAGUGAAAAACCGAAGUAAUAUGUACUUUUUGAGACCUAUAUUUUGUCCCAAAACAACCAAAAAUACCAGAGUGACAAAAAAGAAUGUUGCUUGUAAACCUUAAGUGAUAAAAGUGACCAUUGGAGGUCUGGUACUCAGGUCACCAGCAGCGGUUUUCACCGUAUCUGUAAUUCAUCCGUUUCGCUUGUAUGAUUAAGCAUUUCUUUUGGUGCUCUAA